This is a messenger RNA of Nerophis lumbriciformis (worm pipefish), 2596 nucleotides long. RefSeq names its product surfeit 6 (gene surf6). The record is from RefSeq and is a predicted model, not a curated record. Gene Ontology annotation, molecular function: DNA binding; RNA binding. Gene Ontology annotation, biological process: ribosomal small subunit biogenesis; ribosomal large subunit biogenesis. Gene Ontology annotation, cellular component: nucleolus. Lineage: Eukaryota; Metazoa; Chordata; Actinopteri; Syngnathiformes; Syngnathidae.
AGUCAGACCGAGGACCAAUUUUAGUGUAACUACUUCCGGUCCCUUCGUUUAAUCCAUCCCCCUUUUCACACGUGAAAGCAUCAUGGCUUUUCUUUUUAUUGCGAAUUUGAAAAAUUAAGACAACAUAAAUAUAUAUUAGUCGACAUGGAUCUCGCCUCUAAAGAUUCGUACAUCCAGAAGCUGACGAGUAAAUUUUUAAACCAAGGCGUGCAGGAACCAAAGAAAAAGACAUUUGUUCAUUUUAACGCCAAGAAAAAUGUUGGCCCUGCACAGAAGAAGAAGAAAAAGAGCCAACAAUCACAAGAUGGUAGAAAUAACAAUAAUAAUAAUCGAAACCAGAGGAAGAAGAAGAAGCACAUUCCUGCACCUCAAACAAAGUCCAGUCCAGCGGCACACAACGGUGGGCAAAAAAUAAACAAAACUACACAACAGACUUCAGACAAAGGAGGAGAUGUGAUGACCAACUUCUCCACAGUUGAUAUUCUCCGUAAGAGGCUGCAUGAAAAGAUCGAAGAGGCUAGAGGACAGGGAGCCCCAAAGGACUCGUUGUCCGAAGAAGUCCAAGCCAAGCGAGCCAAGCGGAAAAUGGACCGCGAGCGCAAGAAGAGGAAGAAGAAGGAGUUCCGUAUGAAGAAACUGGCAGAAGCCGCAGUGCAAAACCAGCAGCCGGAGGUUAAACAGGAAGAAGAGGAAGCGCCGGCUGUGAGCAAAAGACAAGAGACGGCCAUCGUCUUCAACACGGUGGAAACGGUGAAGAAGGAGUACGUGGACAAAGCGCUGAAGCAGAAGACCAAGAAGCAGCGCCUCAAGGGUCAGAUCACGCCGCUGUCGGGCAAGAAUUACAAGCAACUGCUGAGCCGCGUGGAGGCGCGCAAAGACAAGCUGGAGAAGCUGAGGGAGAAAGACGAGGGCAAAGCCCGCGACAUGGAGGUGAAGAUGAAGUGGACCAACAUGCUCUACAAGGCCGAGGGUGUCAAGAUCAAGGACGACGAGAACAUGCUGCGCGCUGCUUUGGCCAGGAAGGAGAAGAAGCGCGCUCAGAGGAAGAAGCAGUGGGACCAGCGGAGCGAGGCAGUUGUGGGGAAGAUGCAGAAGAGGCAGGACAAGCGGCGGAGGAACAUCCGGAAGCGGAACGACCAGAAGGCGGAUAAGAAGGCGGCCAACGCCAGGAAGAAAGGGAGGGUUCUAUCUCAGGACUUGAAAUAAGCUUGUUUUUUGCAGUGCGACUUAUGGAAAUAAUACUUAAUGUGAUUUCAAAGUAUUAAAUGGUUAUUGUAAAAACAUAUUACAUAUUUUACCAAAAUGAUCCAAGAAGCUGAAAUAUGACAAAAAACUAAACACUGUGGUUUUGGGCUACAUAUUACCUUAGGCCAGGGGUCGGCAACUCAAAAUGUUGAAAGAGCGAUUUUGGUCCCAAAAAAAAAAAAGGUUUGGAGCCACACAAAAUGAAAAGCCUUCUAUAAGUGAUAUAAUGAAGUCAGCACAUGAUGUACGUGUCUGUAUUAGUUGUAUUAGCCUACUAUCAAAAUGACUUUAAAAGUCUUAUACAAGUGUUAUAAUGAAGACAACACAUGAUUUAAGUGUCCAUAUUAGCCUAUUUUUAUUUUUACAACAUUGGAAAACAUUAGUAAACCUUCUCAGAAGGUGAGAUAACUACUCUAAAUGACUGUCUUGGAAUGGCCAAAGGUAUAGAUGUGAGUGUCCAAGUUAAAGGAAAUGGCGGGCUGUCUUCUUCUAAUUAAUUUAUUAGAAUCUAUGCAAGCUGGGUAACGUUUGCUGUGGUCUGGAACAACAUGGCACACAAACAACUAUCAGAAAUGCAGCCAAUAUUACAUACAGAUAAUGUGUCAUGAGAAAUGUAGAUAAAAAUUAAAUACACAGAGGACAUAAGUAAAGGAAAUUAAAUGAGCUCAAAUAUACCUCCCAAGUGAGGCAUAAUGAUGCAAUAUGUACAUAAAGCCAGCCUAAAUAGCAUGUUAGCAUCGAUUAGCUUGCAGUCAUGCAGUGACCAAAUAUGCGUGAUAAACACUCCACAGAAGUCAAUAACAUCAACAAAGCUCACUUUUGUGCAUUCACGCACAGAAUAAAACGUUUGGUGGACAAAAUGAGACAAAGAAGGAGUGGCAUAAAAUAUGUAUUUCUCUGGCAUGUUAAAGAAAGUUUAACAUGAAGAAAGAGUUCAAGGACCGCCAAAAUUAGGACAAAACGGCGCUCGCCAAAUACUUUCAUCAGAGAAUCAUGUUUAAUAUAAACUGUGGGAUUUCUAACAAUUAGGGAGGAUUGUGUCAUGUUGUCCUCCUACAGAAACCCUAUUAAAACAAAAAUAUAUAUUUCCCCCCCCCCCCAUCUUUUUUUAUUUUCAUACAUUUUUGAAAAAGCUCCAGGGAGCCAGUAGGGCAGGGCUAAAGAGCCCACAUGCAGGUAGCAGACCCCUGCCUUAGGCUAAUUAGCUGCUGUGCUAAUCUAACAGAAAGCUAUUUCAAGAAGAUAUCUAUCUCCCCUGAUAUUUCUGUUCAUUAUCACAGAACAACAAUGAAAAACAUACACAUUUGAGAUCGAAUAAGUUAAACUAUUAACAAUUCUGUUUUUUUAAGUG